This is a messenger RNA of Aedes aegypti (yellow fever mosquito), 2465 nucleotides long. RefSeq names its product UNC93-like protein. Gene Ontology annotation, molecular function: potassium channel regulator activity. The coding region runs from base 363 to 1901 and encodes 512 amino acids. Gene Ontology annotation, biological process: regulation of muscle contraction; regulation of potassium ion transport. Gene Ontology annotation, cellular component: plasma membrane; striated muscle dense body. The transcript is spliced from 9 exons. Lineage: Eukaryota; Metazoa; Arthropoda; Insecta; Diptera; Culicidae. The record is from RefSeq and is a predicted model, not a curated record.
CUAUCAGAGAUUUCAGUCAUUUGUCGUUAGUCGGAGAAUGAAGAUUCGCCUCUUGGGUGCGCUGCUGAGAACGUGAAACCUCCCAGUCAGUGUCUAUCUGUCGACUAGGUCUACCAGUCAGUCUGUUCCACAGUGCUGUAUUUCCGGUUCAGUGCAAUAUCUAGGUAGAUGAAACCCCAGUCGCCCCAUACUUUUGCAGCGUGACCGCCGAAAGCUCCGAGGAAAAUUGGCACGGUUCGUUGGGUUCAAAUCUGCUCAGAUAAUCGACGCGAAAGCUGUUCUCUCGAUCACCUCGGGCGCGCGAAAGGUGUUCGGUGCUUUGUGAGCUGCCGCAGUUGAUGUAAUCAAAUAAUCCAUCCAAAAUGCACGGAGGAUUUGAUCCAGACAAGAACGACUCCGUUUCCCUGCGAGACAAGGUCACCUUGGACAGAAGUGAAAAAUGGCGAAUUUUGAAGAAUAUCACCACGGUAUCGUUCGCUUUCAUGGUGCAGUUUACUGCCUUCCAGGGAACUGCUAACCUGCAGUCAUCGAUCAACGCCAAGGAUGGCUUGGGAACGGUGUCACUUAGUGCGAUCUACGCCGCCCUGGUGGUGUCCUGCAUAUUCCUUCCCACAUUGGUGAUUAGGAAACUAACGGCCAAAUGGACUCUCUGUGUGAGCAUGCUGUGCUAUGCUCCGUACAUUGCUGCUCAGUUCUAUCCCACGUUCUACACGUUGGUACCGGCCGGGAUAUUGGUCGGUCUGGGUGCAGCGCCCAUGUGGGCCAGUAAAGCUACAUACUUGACCCAGUUGGGUCAGGUCUACGCCAAGCUGACGGAACAAUCGGUGGAGGCAAUCAUCGUACGGUUCUUCGGAUUCUUCUUCCUGGCCUGGCAAACCGCUGAAUUGUGGGGAAACCUGAUUUCCAGCCUGGUGCUGUCCAGCGGAGCUCACGGAGGUGGUUCGGUACAUUCCGACAAUGAAACCUCGAUGGGAGAUUUGGCAUUGGCCAAGUGUGGUGCCAAUUUCUGCGUAGUGGAAACCGACGACAACGCCAACCUUCAACGACCGCCAGAUAAUGAAAUUUUCGAAAUCUCAGCCAUCUAUUUGUCCUGUAUCAUUGCUGCUGUUGUGAUCAUUGCAUUGUUCAUGGAUCCGCUUUCACGAUAUGGUGAGAAGCGCCGUGGUUCAAUCUCCGCUAUUGAAGUUUCCGGAGUACAGCUUCUGUCGGCUACGUUUAAGCAGCUCAAGAAGGUCAACCAGCAGCUUCUGAUUUUGAUUACCGUUUUCAUCGGUAUGGAACAAGCCUUCAUCGGUGCCGAGUUCACCCAGGCUUACGUGUCGUGUGCUCUGGGAAUUCACCAGAUCGGAUACGUCAUGAUCUGCUUCGGAGUGGUCAACGCUAUCUGUUCCAUUAUCUUUGGAUCGAUCAUGAAGUAUAUCGGACGUAUUCCGAUUAUUCUACUGGGUGCUCUCGUCCAUGGUGGAGUCAUCAUCUAUUGUUUGUUCUGGAAGCCGCAUCCAGAUCACGCGUUGGUCUUCUUCGCCAUUUCUGGAUUGUGGGGAGUUGGAGAUGCCGUAUGGCAAACUCAAAUCAAUGGUAUCUACGGAGCUCUGUUCCGACGAAACAAGGAAGCCGCCUUCUCCAACUACCGACUGUGGGAAUCGGCUGGAUUUGUGAUUGCUUACGCCUACUCUACCCAACUGUGCGCACGGAUGAAGCUCUACAUCCUGUUCGCAGUUUUGGCCCUCGGAAUGGUUGGAUAUGCCAUUGUAGAAAUCCGACACCUAAAUAAGGAACGUCGCCUCAAGAAGCUGGAGGACACACCAAAGCAGCAGCAGACCGAAGCCGAGCGCAAAGAGAUCGAGGAAGACGACGAGAAGGAUGAGCUCGAAGAGGACAUUGUUGUUACGCAUCUGUAGUUACCAUGUUCACCAUGAAUCUUAAUACGCCGCAGUGUUUUAUUUUUGUGUAAUUUGAUGCUUCCGUAGAAGCAUUGUUGAAUGAUUCCUAUCUAGAAUUAACGAGUUCUUAUUUAAAGACAACACAAAAGUUUUAAAUGGAUUGCACUUCAUAGUUGAAAAGUCGAUCAUUUCAUUCUUACGUCGACCUAGAUCAUUCUACUUUCUCCUGAAACAUUAUCUUUUGUAAAUUAAUUUCACUUCCAAAUAUUGGACAUUGCACAUUACACAAUUCCUCCACUCCCAAAACUUUUCAAACGGCUGUAAACGCACUGUAAAAACGUUCAUUCAUUAAAUAGCACCGCCGCAGCUGCUUUUCAAAAUGAGGAAUUCAUUGCUAACAGGUAACACAGAUAGAUCUCAUUGAAGCAGGUUUCCUUUGUUGCAUAAACCAAAUUGUGUGACUAAACUUAGAACAGUAGGUGAUUUGAAGCCGAAAUCUUACAAAUUAUUGUAAGCCCAGAUUGCCAACGAUGUUAUUACUUUAGGUAAACAUGUAAAUAAAAGUAGCUCUGUACACGAAAA